This is a messenger RNA of Cloeon dipterum, 2540 nucleotides long. RefSeq lists its product as uncharacterized. Gene Ontology annotation, cellular component: endoplasmic reticulum-plasma membrane contact site; plasma membrane; endoplasmic reticulum membrane. Gene Ontology annotation, molecular function: sterol transfer activity; sterol binding. The transcript is spliced from 9 exons. The record is from RefSeq and is a predicted model, not a curated record. Bases 175 to 1416 code for a protein of 413 amino acids. Lineage: Eukaryota; Metazoa; Arthropoda; Insecta; Ephemeroptera; Baetidae. Gene Ontology annotation, biological process: intracellular sterol transport.
AGUCUCUCACUCACUCGACACUCACGCAGUUUCGGAGAAGGGCGCAGGCACCAAACACAGCACAGCCAGCCAGCGAUGCUCCAUCUCGUGACCUGAUGGGGCGAUUGGCGCACUGACUGUGAGACGCGAACUGUGUCGAAUCGGGCGUCGACUGUGCAGAGCUCGGCCGGGCCAAUGCCAAAUGGUGCGGAGGCCCAACUCAGAAAGUCCAACAGCAGCAAUAUUUCCACCGAUGACACCAACAGCAGCAAUGAGAAAUCCGGUGGCAAAUCGCCUGCAGUAGCCAGCCCACCAUUCAAGCAGCUGAGCUUCAACGCCGGGAUGACGGCUUCAGACCAACAAGAGGUGGUGACCGUCUCCCUGUCCGAGCUGCCCGUCGGCUCGAUGCCCCCAGGUUCCAACAAGGGGCGCCAGAAGAAAUUCCACCGACACUUCAAGACCGUGUCCGCCGAGGAGCGUGUACUCAACUAUUACUCUUGCGCCUUGGUGGCAGACAUCCUGCUGCAAGGGCACCUCUACAUCACCAAGAACUACUUUGCAUUUUACUCGAACGUCUUCGGAUACGUGACUAAGCUUUUGAUACCGACCGCGUCUGUGCUGAAAGUCACCAAGGAGAAGACGGCCAGAAUCAUUCCGAACGCCGUCGGCAUCGCGACGCUGCACGAGAAACACGUCUUCUCGUCGCUGCUCUCCAGGGACUCGACCUACAAGCUCAUGGUGCAGGUCUGGAAAAACGCGACGGCGCCCGAAAUCGUCGAAAUCGAACCCAUUCCGCCGGCCACGCCAACGCCCGACAUCGAGCCUAUGAUUUCGAUAUCGGCGAGCGACGUGAGCAAAGAGGAAGUGUCGCCGAGCGAGUCGGGCAGCAACCAAGUGGCCGACGACGACGAGGAAUCCUCUCUCUCAGGCAGUGGCAACGACGACCCUCCCUCGAUAGUGGCUGCCAAGUCGCCAGUAUCCAAUUUCUGCGCACGAAAUGUUACAGUGAGUAGCACCUAUGUUCCUAAGACUGCAAGAACGCCGGGCAAGUUUGAGCGGGUGAGACGCUGGGCUCGGCAUCACAUCGAGAACAUGAAGUGGCACGAGCUGCUGCUACUCACCUCCACGCUCCUUCUCUUGGUGCUCUUCCUCUCGGCAGCGUUUUUGUUGUACAGAAUCAACGCAAUCCAAGCUCAAUUCAACUCAAACCCUGUGAUCUCAAGCAGAGACGAUGUUUACAGAGAGAUUAUGAAGUGGCAAGUUCACUUACACAGCAAGUCCUCCAAUGAGGUGCAACAGUUCUUGAACUCUAAUUUGAAUCAGAUAGCCAAGGUGCGGCAGUCGCUGGAGGCAUUGACCGUGCUGGUGACGUCGGACGGCGAGGGCCGGCUCCGCAAGCGCCGCUACCAUCAGGGCAUCCUCGACCCCAACAGUUAACCCGCGAUUCGGACAAGCAAAUCACUCACGUCUCACUUGGCCCGCGACAUGCACAUGUCUGCUGAUAUUAUUACGAUUAUGUCAGACUGAGAGUGAGCGACCGAGCUCCCUGCUGUCGCAAUGAAGCAACGGCAGACGCCCGCGCGCGCCGCAACACGCAAUUAUUUAAUUUUUUACGCAACAUUUGAACGACAAUGAUAAUUAGCUGUUUUGAGCGAUAACAUUUUGUAAUUAUUUAAAGCCUUUUUGCUCAGUUCUCUCAAAUAGAUUGAUUAGUAGGGACAAUUUUUACGAUACGUACUGUUGUUGUUGCUGUUGUUGUUAAUACUAUUGUUUUAAGAGACACUGAACCUCAAUUCUACGCAUUAAUUUGCUGGCGUCCUCGACAAAGAACGGAUGCCCGCGUCGACACGAAAACAGUUCGCUGAGAAAUCAAAAUCUUUCCUCUUUAACAUUAAUGGAUAAAAAGCCAAAAUGAUGUGAUGCAACACGUUAUGACUUUGUAGAUUGGCUUUUGUCUAGUCAUAGGAAAAUUUGGUUGGAUAUUAAAUUAAUUCAUUCGCAGAUACAUUGUGACUUUUGCUGAGAAAAGUUUGCCAUGCAAUAAAACCACCGCGAAUCGGCUCCUGCUAAAGAUAAAGAGAUAAAAAGUGGGUGUUUCUUAGCUAACUGACAUUAUAUAUAAAUUGCAUGUAUGUAUUUAGCCAAAAUAUGUGGUUCUUCAGACCAAACUGAUCGGCUGUAAUGAAAAUGUCACAGGAAUUUCCUAAGCAGUUGUUAACUCUGGAAAUAGCAAUUAGAUUUUUCAUGUGAAACGUACAGACAGACACAGAGAAUAAAAUUAUUUAUGUUUGAAACAGGUUUUGUGAAUUGAAAGAAACAAAUUUGUCGAGUAACACUUUGCUUUAUUCUCACUAGAGAACCAGAAUUUCACCAUUAAUACAGUUUGUUAUUAAACUGCGAGCACAGAGAGGAAAAUUUACUAACACAACGCUCAUCAUCACGGUUCCAAUCCUGCAUCAGUUUCACUUGGGAUUCAGACUACUUUUUCAAAGCCAACUUACAAUCACACAUUAAACGCUUUAUGUCCCCACUAUUGGGACAGCACAAAAUAAUCUAAUCAA